Messenger RNA from Mugil cephalus (flathead mullet), 3082 nucleotides. Its product is annotated as protocadherin gamma-A3-like. The record is from RefSeq and is a predicted model, not a curated record. The coding region runs from base 650 to 3082 and encodes 810 amino acids. Gene Ontology annotation, biological process: homophilic cell-cell adhesion. Gene Ontology annotation, molecular function: calcium ion binding. Gene Ontology annotation, cellular component: plasma membrane. The transcript has a single exon. NCBI's taxonomy places the organism in Eukaryota, Metazoa, Chordata, Actinopteri, Mugiliformes, Mugilidae.
AAUCUGCCACACAUGUCUUCAGUUCUGCUUUGUAUGUUCUCUGAAUGAAUUUCACACAAUAAUGUGUCACUUAACGCGUUUCAUAUGGCAACAUUACAUGUUGCAUAGCAAUAAAUAUUUAAUUGAUUUAAAUAUUAGCUGUAAAUCAUUUAGUCAUCACGAUCUGCUGCCUCGAAACUGUUUCAUUUAACAAAAAAAAAAACAAACAAACAAAAAAAAAACAAAAAACAGACAAGUGAUUGCUUUCGUGUCCGAAUGUUUUUCAUUCACUUCGUUACAAUUCACUGUGAUGUGAAAAUGUGUGCUUUGGCUCACCAUCUUGAUAAUUAGACACGCCAAAAAAACAGACGUGUUACUUGUCAGUUGUGGUGUGUUGGUGAUGCAGCCUUGGGCUGACUAGAUGUUCACAUCUCAGACUCUAAGGGACGCUGUUGGUCAGCAAAACAUUUUCUUUUAUUCAGCCCAACCCAUGAGUGACGAUAGAGAAGAAGGCUCUCUGUGUUUGUCGAGGUUUGUGACGAAUGCAGUCUCACAGAUUCUAGUGAAAAGGCUGAAGACUUUUUAACAUAUAACCGUAAAACCGAUUGUUUUUUUGUUUGUUUGUUUUUUAAAUCAACAUAUCAAUCAAAUUAAUCCUAUUUUUUUAGUGAUGUCUGUGAAAAGGGAAUUAUUUUGUGGACAUCAACGGCAAAUGGGACUGAUUAUUUUGCUGCUUCAUGUGUUCACCAUGGUGGGUGGACAAAUCCGUUAUUCUAUACCGGAGGAGAUGAAGACAGGAUCUGUUAUCGGUAAUGUAGCGCAAGAUCUCGGUUUGGAUCUGAAAAGGCUUCGCUCUGGGAGGGCCCGCAUCGUGACCGGAGAAAACGUUCACUACACCGAGCUAAAGACAGACAAAGGGAUUCUAGUUGUGAACGAGAGAAUAGACCGAGAGCAGCUUUGCGGAGACGUAACGCCGUGUAGCUUCAGCUUUGAGGUGAUUUUAGAAAAUCCCAUGGAACUGCACAGAAUAACAGUUGAGGUUUUGGAUAUUAACGAUCACGCUCCUGUCUUUCCAAACAAAGAUAAACCUAUCAGUUUUGAGAUAAGUGAAUCCGCUGUUGUCGGAGUUCAGUUUCCACUGCAGAGUGCGGAGGAUCUAGAUGUAGGCCAGAACGCGUUGCAAGAUUAUAUUUUAUCAGCAAACGAUCAUUUUAUAUUAAAGCAACAUUCAAAUCCAGACGGAGGUAAAUAUGUUGAGAUGGUGCUGCAGAAGCCUUUAGACAGAGAGCGAGACCCACGAUUGUCCUUAAAACUAAUCGCAGUUGACGGAGGGACACCACAGAGAUCUGGUACAGUUACUAUAGACGUGACGGUGUUAGAUGCCAACGACAAUAUUCCAAUUUUUAACAAAUCCGUUUACAAAGCCUCUGUUUUGGAAAAUAUAAUGAAAGGCACAAGCAUCAUUACAGUAAAUGCUACAGAUGCUGACAGCGGUUCCAAUGGAAAGAUUACAUAUAGGUUGUCUAAAAUGAAAGGAAGUGCAGCAGAUCUCUUCAGCAUUGAUGAAAACAAAGGAAUAAUUCAUGUUUCUGGUCAGAUAGAUUAUGAAAGGGACAUAAAAUACGAAGUGAGAGUGGAGGCAAAAGAUCAGGGUGGCUUGAUUGGAACAAGUAAGGUUAUCAUUGAGGUGAUUGACGUCAACGACAAUGCACCAGUUAUAAAUGUCAUGUCGUUUUCAAGCUCAGUAUCCGAGAAUGCACCUCCCGGUACUACGAUUGCUAUUUUAAAUGUAAAAGAUGCAGAUUCUGAGAGAAAUGGUCAAAUUAAAUGUUCUAUAGAGGGCAAGCCCCCUUUCAAAAUUGAGUCAUCUUUAACAGACUAUUACAAUUUGAUCUCAAAUCAACAGUUUGAUCGAGAAUCUGUGUCAGAAUAUAACAUUACAAUAACUGCCACCGAUUUUGGGUCUCCCCCUCUGUCGAGCUCAACAAAAUUACAUCUUAAAAUCUCUGACAUCAAUGACAAUGCACCAGUGUUUGAUAAAAGCAGCUACUCUGCUUAUAUUCCUGAGAAUAAUUCCCCUGGGUUUUCUAUAUUUUCAGUCAGCGCAAGGGACUCUGAUUCAAAUCAAAAUGCCAGAAUCUCGUAUCUUUUAGAGGACACACAAGUAAAUGGUAGUCCAGUUUCUACUUAUGUGUCUUUAAACUCUGAAACUGGAGUUGUUAGUGCUGUUCGCUCCUUUGAUUAUGAACAGAUCAAACAGCUAAUUUUAGUUGUCAGAGCGCAGGAUGGAGGCUCUCCUCCACUCAGUAGCAAUGUGUCAGUGAAAAUAAUGAUCCAGGACCAGAACGACAACCCUCCUCAGGUUCUGUAUCCAGUCCAGACUGGUGGCUCUCUGGUGGCUGAGAUGGUUCCUCGUUCAGCAGAUGUGGGCUAUCUGGUGACUAAAGUGGUGGCUGUUGACGUGGACUCUGGACAGAAUGCCUGGCUCUCCUAUAAACUACAGAAAACCACAGACAGGGCACUGUUUGAAGUGGGCUUACAGAAUGGAGAAAUCAGAACUAUCCGCCAAGUGACUGAUAAAGAUGCUGUGAAACAAAGACUGAUUGUUAUAGUGGAGGACAACGGGCAGCCCUCUCGUUCAGCUACAGUCAUUCUUAACGUGGCGGUGGCGGACAGCUUCCCUGAAGUGCUGUCGGAGUUCACUGACUUUCCACACGACAAGGAGUACAAUGACAACCUGACUUUUUACUUAGUGUUGGCUCUGGCUGUAGUUUCCUUCCUCUUCAUCACGUGUUUAGUGGUUAUCAUCUCAGUAAAGAUCUACAGGUGGAGACAGUCUCGCAUCCUGUAUCACUCCAACCUCCCUGUGAUUCCAUAUUAUCCACCACGUUACUCAGAGACUUUGGGGACAGGGACUCUCCAACACGUCUACAAUCAUGAGAUGUGCAGGACGACUGACUCCAGAAAGAGUGACUGUAAAUUCGGCAGAGCUGGUAGUCAGAACGUGUUGAUAAUGGACCCCAGUUUAACAGAAACAAUGCAGCGGAUACAGAGUGAGAAGAGCAUCCUGGAUGAACCAGACUCUCCGUUAGAGGUCAGUUGA